GAAGUUGAAAUUUCAGAGGAAUUUAAUCUAAUUAUGGAUCUGGUUUUUGUUCCCCUCGUAUUAGAAAGCCAAUGGAGUGACACAUAGACGAGUCGGUUUUUGUGUUCGCGUUUGGUAGAGAGAGAGAAUAGAGAGAGAGAGAGGCAGCAUUCAAUUAGGUCUAUUAAACAGUCAAGUGGUUGUUUUUGGAUGAUUUUAGACAGAGAGAGAUGCUUAUCUAUCUGAUCUGUAAUGGAUAAUCCAAAUCCUCCUUUUCCAUCAACAUUCAGAACAAUACAAAGUCAAGAGAUGCCAUUACGCAACACAAGCACAGAGUCUCACAUUGAUACACAAACUUUUCGUCUUCUUUUGGCUUUGCCUUUUUGUAGUUGUUGAGACUCUUUCAAAGCAAUUGGUUGGUAAUGGCGUGCGAUAUAUAUGACUGGCCUGUUUUGCGUAAUUGCAAUCUAUAUCCACAUCUGACGAAAAGUGCAUUUGCUUUAAUCUAUUGAGUACUGAGAAUGCUUUUUUGUCUUUAAAGCUUGGAGGGACCGUUUUGGUCAUUGUAGGCGAGAGAAGGUGAACAGAGACAGAGAGAGAAAGAGUUGGUGAGAGUCUGAGAGAUGGGUUCGUCUGGAAUGCUAGCUAAGAGGGCUUUACUCACUAAUACACCCGUCAUGGUUCAGAUACAGGAGCUGAUCCGAGGUGCUAAAGAUGCAAUGUCUCUUGCUCAGGGGGUAGUGUAUUGGAAGCCACCCAAACAGGCACUGGAAAGGGUAAAAGAACUUGUUUGGGAGCCUUCAAUUAGUCGAUAUGGUGCUGAUGAAGGUCUUCCUGAGCUCAGGCAGGCAUUGAUUGAAAAGUUGCAUCAAGAAAAUAAGUUAUUCAAAUCUUCAGUGAUGGUUACUGCUGGUGCAAAUCAGGCAUUUGUGAAUAUUGUUCUUGCAUUGUGUGAUGUAGAGGAUUCUGUGGUUAUGUUUGCACCAUACUACUUCAAUUCUUAUAUGGCAUUCCAGAUGACUGGCGUAACUAACAUUCUGGUGGGUCCCUGUAAUCAGAAAACUCUCCAUCCUGAUGCAGAUUGGUUAGAAAAGACUUUACUGGAAACUAAACCAACCCCAAAACUUGUUUCCGUUGUUAAUCCUGGCAAUCCAUCUGGAACUUACAUUCCUGAGCCUCUUCUCAAGAGGAUUUCAGAUCUCUGCAGAGAUGCUGGAUGCUGGCUUGUUGUAGAUAAUACAUACGAGUACUUUAUGUAUGAUGGUCUGAAACACUCCUGUCUCGAGGGCAACCACAUAGUCAACAUCUUUUCCUUCUCUAAAGCAUAUGGGAUGAUGGGAUGGCGAGUUGGAUAUAUAGCAUAUCCUUCAGACGUGGAGGGCAUUGGAGCUCAGCUCCUCAAAAUCCAAGAUAAUGUUCCGAUUUGUGCUGCUGUAAUCUCACAGCGCCUGGCUCUACACUCCUUAGAAGUGGGACCUGAGUGGGUGACGGAACAGGUGAAAGACCUCGUCAAGAACAGAGCUCUUGUUCUAGAAGCAUUAUCACCCCUGGGAGAGGAUGCCGUUAAAGGAGGAGAAGGUGCAAUUUACCUAUGGGCAAAACUUCCAGAUAAUUACCUGGACGACUUUGAAGUAGUUCGUUGGCUUGCUAAGAGGCAUGGGGUGGUUGUGAUCCCAGGAAGUGCAAGCGGCUGUCCAGGGUAUGUAAGAAUCUCAUAUGGAGGGCUAAUAGAGGAUGAAUGUCGAAUUGCUGCAGGGAGGCUGAGAAGAGGGUUAGAAGAACUGGUGAGAGACGGAAUGGUACAGUGACUGCCCUUAAGCAACUAAUGCAAAUCCAUAGCCAGUGCGUUUCUGUUCUUAAUAAUUGGGGGGUUUUCAGGUUCUGUGUAAUUCAUCUGAAACAUUAAUGCCAUUCCAUUACCAAUAAAGUUUGCAUGAGAAAUCAUUUAUGAAGAAGUAUGACCAUUGUGAUGAA
Molecule: messenger RNA, 1953 nt
Organism: Cornus florida
Lineage: Eukaryota; Viridiplantae; Streptophyta; Magnoliopsida; Cornales; Cornaceae
Product: aromatic aminotransferase ISS1-like
Exons: 9
Coding region: 603-1787 (394 amino acids)
Biological process (GO): biosynthetic process
Molecular function (GO): catalytic activity; pyridoxal phosphate binding
Source: RefSeq, a predicted model, not a curated record